AUGGCUAAAGCUUAUGACAGGGUUCAUUGGGAUUCUUUAUUUCAAGUCCUAGUAGGGUUUGGUUUUUCAAAUCAGUUCUGUAACUUGGUGAAGGAAUGUGAAAUUCUCUCCAGGCUUUUGCGGAAACAAUUUGAAGAUGGUUGCAUUGGAAAGUUCUAUCAUCCUUUGGGGACCCCGUUGAUUUUACACUUAUUAUAUGCAGAUGAUAUUCUGAUGUUCCUCAAUGGUGAGAACCGUUCAUUGCGUCAACUUUGUAGCACAUUGUCCUGUUAUGAGCGACGGUCGUGGCAAUGCAUUAGUCGUGAGAAAUUUGCUAUUUUUGGUUCGCCCACCAUUAGUUCAGCUCGGAAGAGGAGUUUGGUGCGCUUGACUGGGUUUGCAAAAGGUAAUUUUCUGGUGAUGUAUCUUGGGGUUCCCUUGGUGCGUGGUCAACUGAAAGCUGGCCAUUUUGAUCAGUUGAUAGUGAAAAUUCGAGCCAAUGUUGCAGGUUGGAAAGCGAAGUUGUUUUCACAAGGGGGGAGGUUGAUUUUUCUAAACCAUGUUUUGUCUAGUAUGGCUUCACAUUUAAUGGCUGUUCUGGAAGUUCCGCAGAUUGUUCUCAAAAAAAUUAAUUCAAUCCUCUCCACUUUCUUUUGGGGAGAGCAUAAUGGGAAAGCAAAAAUCAAGUGA
Molecule: messenger RNA, 669 nt
Organism: Juglans microcarpa x Juglans regia
Lineage: Eukaryota; Viridiplantae; Streptophyta; Magnoliopsida; Fagales; Juglandaceae
Exons: 2
Coding region: 1-669 (222 amino acids)
Source: RefSeq, a predicted model, not a curated record